Messenger RNA from Syngnathus typhle (broad-nosed pipefish), 4714 nucleotides. It is a transcript of the gene klf1, whose product is annotated as Kruppel like factor 1 (erythroid). The record is from RefSeq and is a predicted model, not a curated record. NCBI's taxonomy places the organism in Eukaryota, Metazoa, Chordata, Actinopteri, Syngnathiformes, Syngnathidae. Gene Ontology annotation, biological process: regulation of transcription by RNA polymerase II. Gene Ontology annotation, molecular function: RNA polymerase II cis-regulatory region sequence-specific DNA binding; DNA-binding transcription factor activity, RNA polymerase II-specific. The transcript is spliced from 4 exons. Bases 282 to 1298 code for a protein of 338 amino acids.
UGAAAACCUAACGGUCCAAAGUGACAUGAAAAAGAGAGAUUUGAAGUGCGAGUCCCAGCUGACAGAGAUAGACAAGAGCGAGGAGAGAGAGAUAGCAGAGAGGAAUGGUGCUAAGGGGGCAACUUUGUCAAACUGCUUCUCAGGUCACUGCAUGAACUGUAACUGCCAUGAGCAGCUUGGGGAACCUGUGAGUGACUGUCUUUUUUAACAGAGACGAUCUUGAGCAUAAAAAAAACGAAAAGACAAAAGCUGUCUACUGCUGACUACUACCCAAGUGCUUGAUGGCUGCCACCCAGGCUGUGCUCCCUUCCUUCAGCUCCUUCUCAAAUGUCUCUGACAUGAACGUGUGGACGUGUGAAGGCGGAUCGCCACCUCCGGGCUUCGAGCAGCUGCAUGUCUCCCAGCAGAAGAGUGAGGAGCUUCUCGACGACGACAGCCAGGCUUCCUGGGACAUCGAGCUGCUGCUGUCUGAGUGGAGCGAGCCCUCACCGGACCUCAGCCCUUCCCUGGACCGCAGUGAUGAGAGCUGCCAACAACAACUCGACCAAGACACAGUGUACCAAGAGGCAGGCAUGCUUAAGGACCAAAUGGGUCAUGAGCAGAUGGACUGUACUCUCACUGCCGACUUUAUGUCAUCAUUCCAGCAACAAGCGUACCAUCAAGGUUACAGUAAUGAUCCGGCAGGUCGAACCUCAGCUGCCAAUCAUGUCGAAUAUGGUUUCUCGCAGGAAAGACACAGAACAGGGAGCCUUAGUGAGGUGCCGGCAUGGGACUUCAAUACGUAUUAUCCCCCACAGCACCCUUCUUUGGUGGCUUUCCCUGAUAGCAGGUUCAUCCCACUCCAGGCCGCGACCUCCGACCCUCUGCACUACAACUACCCCUCCCACUUUGCCCACAGUGCUAGCCUUUUCUGUGACUACACCCACAGCCAAGCCUCGGGUCGUCUGGCCGUACAGCAACAGAUCGUAAGACCGCAGCUGCCCCCUGGUGGGACGGAGGGGAAACGUGGGCGAAAGUCGACUGGUAAAAAGAAGACCGCCAUCCACAGUUGUGAAUACCCAGGCUGCAGCAAGACCUACACCAAGAGCUCGCACCUCAAGGCUCACCUCCGCACACACACAGGGGAAAAACCGUACCAGUGUUCAUGGGAAGGCUGCAGCUGGAAGUUCGCCCGCUCUGAUGAGUUGACACGUCACUUCCGCAAGCACACGGGCCAAAAACCCUAUGAAUGUGUGCUCUGUCAGAGAGCCUUCUCCCGUUCUGACCACCUGGCUCUGCAUAUGAAGAGACACACCUGAUGCCCAGGAUGACGUCCAUUAGGUCGCCACUCCCAUAGAUGCCAUUGGAGAUGUUACACAAUUCCAUGUAAUGGUAUUGUUGGCCAGAUAUCCAAAGCAGGAGGAGGAUUAAAGCAGCUGCAGCAGAGUUGCCGACAGAGAGCAACUGUGACCCCAACUGCAUGGAAGGAGAAAGAGCAAGAGGGGCCAUUGUUGGUAGUGUCCUGAUUUGAACCGACACACAGACACACACAUGCACACAGUCGUAGUAAUGGAAGUAGUACCAUUAGUGUUUACUAAUAGAGACUUUAAGUGAAACUCCAGUACAUGCACACACACACCACCAUGGUCAAACACAUUUGCCGAAGUUCAUCAUGUUGCUGUCAUAGCAUGGAAACUUUGACAGCUGGCCAAGAGACAGAGAGGUCAGUGUACAGCAUGUGUAUGUGGAGGGAGUUUGCCAGCAGGCUGCUUAUACAACAACAAUGGAGGCUUUUGUGUCUAUGGACGCACGUGUGUGAGUGCGCAACCUUAGUUGAACCUUCAGCACUAUGCUGUUACUGUCCUCACAUGCUCUGUUUAUAUGUGAAUGUGAUUUAACAAAUCUCACUUCAGACUAUUAAUUUGCUAUCAUCUCUGUAGUGUUUUUUCUUUCAGUGGGGCUUAUUCAAUAUUUUUACAAUGCAUGACAUAGAUUAUAUUAUUGGGUGCUGACACUGCAAAUACACAUAGAAUUUAAUGUUGUGUCAUUGUUAAAAUGGCAAUACAGUCUUUGUUGGUUCCAAAUAAAAAUAAACAAGAUUUAUGAUUUUAAAAAAAUAUAUCACCCAAGAGUUAAAUAUAUAAGAGAAUGGGGAAGCAAAGUGAAGCAAAGAAACUAAAAGCGGGAAGUAAUUUUUAGGAGCAGAGCCACAGGCAGAUGACCUUCUGGGCCUCCACAAGUCUUCUCCUGCUCCACCAACAACUGAUUAAUUUGUGAGGAAACGCUUGUCGAUGACUUUUGACACGGGAGUUUAAUAGUGAGGUCUUAUGUUACUUUAAUUAAGUGGGGGGAAAAAACUUUCCCUCACCAUGUGUUUUUGUCUUUUGCCACUAGGUGGUGCUACCGCUGCACGCAUAACUCUUAGCCUGCAGUCCUUAUUGAUUCACUUGGACUUGGGAGUGUCUGAGUAUGACUGGACACUUUGCGGGCUGCACGACUUGCGACAGGUCCCACAGCAGGCCUUUAGUGCAGUGAUCACAGCGCCUCCUCCAGGCAUUUGGUUCGAGGCCUCCUGGUUGUCAGCUUUGCCUUUGGGGUGUCCACAAUGUGCAGUUUAAAUUCAUGCACGCUGGGGUGUUGUCCCGGGCCAUCUCCAAGGGAGCUAAGGCUAGCCCUCAUCCUCUGUGUGCUAUGUGAUGUUCCUCAUGAAAAUGUCCAUGCAUCUGUCCACUUUCAAGAGCCUCCAACACAAGCUUGGCUUUAAAGUUCCCAGCAGUGGCAAUACUUGUGGGAAAAUGUCUACACCAUCAGACAAAAGGCCCACUGAUGGGUUGCAGCUACAGACAAGCCAACCUUUUCCAGAUUAACACUUUGGACAGUUUCCAGGAGAAGCCAUCCGCAUGGGUCCGGAUGAGGGUCAUCUGAUUCCGGUGAGGAGUAUCAGAAUCCCUAUUCAGGGGAACCAGUUGUAAAAAGUCUCCGAUCAUCUGCUUCGCUCAAGAAGUGGCUCAACUCAAGCAGCUCUUCUUUCAGCAGCUGUUCUCCAAGACUGUGUAAUGAAGACAAUUAAGGUGACAAUUUUAGUUUUAGUUACGAACAAGGGCUGAACGGUUUAAAAAAACAUAAUCUAAUUGUAAUUUAUUUCCUCAAGAUUUGCAAUUUAUCAAUGUCCACUUUCCAUGCAUUUUAUUAAAGACACAAACGAUAUAUUGAUCUGCUUUACAAAAAACAAGAUUGGAUUCAUAUACACAAAUGUUUUGUUCUUAUAGGUCAGGCUAAAAUAAAGGUAUAUCAACUAUAACGUAAUUUACGAAACAUAUCUAUUGACUUAGUCAACAGCGACUUGCACUGGGACAACAUAAAAUACAAAGAAAAUUACUACAACAUUUAUCAAAGGAAUAAAUAAAUGCACUAUACGUAUGGAUAGAAUAAAGGCUGCCGAUUGACCGACACAAAACUUGACCUUACCUUGCUGCGGAUAUAUAAGUGGAAUGGUGCAGCCACAGGGAGACGAGCAAGACGCUGCAUGAGUCAUCCAUCACGUCAGACACAGAAAAGCUAUUUUUAUCUUUGAAACCACUUUUGUGGAGACAGAUUGACCAAUAAGCAGAAGAAAGACGAAGGUUCCGAAUAUAUUGAAAACUUGAGAGAGUACAAAUCGGAUAGCAAAAAGACAAUAUAGCUUUGAGAAACACUUCAAAUAAUCAAUUAGUGGUGGUUAGGGUAAAUACUUCAUUCUCAUAACAUUAGAAUUUAUUGCUAGGAAAUGGGAAUUUGGAUUCAAAUAAAAAUUAUGAAAUUUAAAAUGAUAUCAGUGCAUGUUUUCUUAAAUGUUCUCUUCUGUUAAGUGCAGAUGACAAGGGUACCAGGACUGACUUCAGAUCACAUCAUCAAAGACCCAGUGUUGUCAUUCAUCCAUUCACUCAUGCAUUCAUGCAUUCAUUCAUUCAGCCACACACGUGGAGACACAUGGGCGCACACAUGCACACGCACACCUUUGUUCUGGUGCAACCCCCCCCCACACACACACACACACCGGAAGUUGUUGGUUGCUAGGCAAGCACCGACAUCAGCCAGGGUAGCAAAGUGAUGGGGGUUGGUGAUUUCGACAACAUACUACCGGUGAGGGGGAGGAGUGAGACAAGUUCAAGGCCGCUGUUCCUAGCCAUGAUCUAAUGUAGCGUGUGCGGAUGGAUGCCUGCUAAAAAAUUCUGGUAGUGGUAAGGACUAAAAAGGAAACAACACAAACAAAAUGCUUUAAAACAAAAUAUGAACGGAAUCAUUUAAAUUCUAUCACCUUAAUCUGCCCUACCAAAUGCAUUCAAACAAUUAAGGGUAAAUAACGUCUGUCUCUACAGGAAGUUAAAUUAUCAAUAUGUUUCAAGAUAUUCUUACACUCAUCGCAAUUUUUAUCAUUAUAGCCCAAGAAUCGGUAACUUAGAUGCUGGAGGCGGUGGGCAUAAUUUGUCAUCAGUGUUGCUGAUAUGCAAGAUGAAAAUUUUAUUUUAAAUAUGUGCAAAUAUAGGUAGGAGACCCCGGGGACGACCCAGGACGCGCUGGAGAGACUAUGUCUCUCAGCUGGCCUGGGAACGCCUUGGGAUCCCCCGGGAUGAGCUAGAUGAAGUGGAGAGGGAAGUCUGGGAGUCCCUCCUGAAGCUGCUGCCCUCGCGACCCGACCCCGGAUAAGCGGAAGAAGAUGGAUGGAUAUGUGCAAAUAAAUGCUUUUUAAAUCUUU